Molecule: messenger RNA, 507 nt
Organism: Iphiclides podalirius (scarce swallowtail)
Lineage: Eukaryota; Metazoa; Arthropoda; Insecta; Lepidoptera; Papilionidae
Source: the annotation of a GenBank genome assembly
AUGUUUAAACUGGUGGUGUUGUGCUCUCUGCUGGCAGCGUCUGCCGCCAAGCCGGGAUAUUUGGCACCCCUGGCGUACAGCACUGUGCCUGUUGCCAGCUCUCUGUCUGAAUACAGCACCAGCGUGGUUCACGGAACGCCACUGUACACAGCAGGCGUCUACAGUGCACCAUACGUUGUACCCGUCGCCGCUUUGUCUCAAGCCCCUAACUCUCCGGCUGUGGUGCUCGAUGCUGUGAACGGCGUGCCCCUGGACACCCCUGAAGUUGUUGCUGCUCGGGCAGCCCACUAUCAAGCUAAGGCUUUGUCAGGUCUUCAUCACCUCAAGAAACGGUCUCUGGCCCCACUAAGCUACAGCACGGUCGUUUCUCCGGUGACUCACAGUGCUGUGCUCUCUCCUCUUACCUAUUCCGCUUCCUAUGUCCCAGGAUACUCUACAACUGCUUUAGUAUCAUCCCCCCUAGCCUAUUCAGGUGUAUUUCCUAAAGCUUACGGCGUUCACCCUUGG